AUGGAGAACCUUGAAGGUCAAAACCAGCACAUUGAACUGGUCAAAAAUCAGGAUACAAUGCUUGCUAUUUCAAAGAGCUCCUUCAAUGCAACAAUAAAUGCCUGCCGCUCUAAAGGUUAUGUCACCAUUAUGGAAGAUGACAAUGCUGAAAACGACAAUGCGGAAAAUGACAAUGUCCUCGUAACAGCUGAAGAUAAAAAGCUAGUAAAUGAAGAAGAGGUGGGUGGAGAACCAAACGAGAUUUUUGUGCCAGUGCAGAUCACAGACCGAAUCUUUUUUCUUGAUUUAGCCAAUAAAAAACUCACAAGCAUCCCAGAGCAGGUGUUUGCACUAGAAGACCUGGAAGAAGUACAUUUGGAGAGAAAUAUGAUCAAGGACAUCCCAGAAAGUAUCUAUCAGCUGAAGAAUGUGAAAGUUCUUUAUCUGAAUAAGAACCACAUCCAAAACGUAUGUGAGCAACUUGGUGAGCUGAAAUGUCUUCAGAGUUUGGAUUUGAGCAGUAACCCUCUCUUCUGCAGUUCACUGAAUAUCAUCAGUAAAUUGAGGGCACUGUGUCAGCUCAGAUUAUAUGAUGUCAACCUGAAUGAUUUUCCAGUGGAAAUCUGCAAACACCUCCACCAUCUGGAGUUGCUUGGACUCUCAACAAAUAAUCUAAGUUGCCUUCCAAAAGAAAUACUCAAUUUGACCAAACUGAAAGAAAUUUAUCUAAAGGGAAAUCGAUUUGAGAAUUUCCCCACAGAACUUUGCCACCUGUAUAAUUUGGAGAUCAUUGACCUAGAAAAAAAUACUCUGAGUCUUAUUCCUGAAGAGAUUUGCUCCUUGGAAAAUUUAACCCAAUUCUUCAUUGCGUACAACAACCUGACAGCUGUGCCUGAUACUCUAAGUAAGUGCUCAAAGCUAGCUGUACUUGAUUUGUCCUGUAACCUUCUGCACAAACUUCCUCGAAGCUUGAAGGAACUAAUAGAAAUGAAGGAAUUUGGGUUGUCUGGGAAUGCCCUGGCAAGUUUUCCACGCCAGAUUCGCCGCUGGAAGUCACUGAUAACGGUUUACAUGAAAAACUGCGGAUUGCAGAUAGUGCAUCCUUCUUUUGCCAAGCUAACCGGUAUGAUUUUAUUAGAUCUCAGUGAAAAUUUCCUGGAGGAAUUUCCAAGAGAGAUUUGUGCCAUGGAACAUCUGGAGGUGCUCUGCCUGGAUGACAACCUGAUAGAUGAGGUACCUCCACAGGUGUACAGACUUUCUCAGCUAAAAUGUCUCAGUCUGACCAGCAACAAGUUCUCCUGCUUCCCUGAAGAAGUAUUUCUUGUUCAAUCACUUGAGAGACUGUACAUGGGGCAAGACAAUGGAAUCAAACUUACUGAGUUGCCGGAAAACAUCAGGCAGUUACAGAACCUGAAAGAAUUGUAUCUUGAGAACAACUGUUUUGAGUAUCUUCCACCCUCCAUAGGCUUACUGAACAACCUGGAAGUACUUGACUGCCACAAUAAUUUUCUUAUCGAGCUGCCCGACUCCAUAUGCAAUCUGCAAGGCCUGCAGAAACUGCUAGUUCAUAACAAUCAGUUAUUUCAAGUCCCAGAGAAACUGGAUAGUCUAGAGAAACUGCAGGUUAUUUCACUCGAAGGAAACCCGAUGAUGGACCCACCGGUAGAAGUGUUUCAGCAAGGGCUGCCAGCCAUAUGGAAGUACUUACAAUAUGCACGACACCGGAAAAAACUGGUCAUAAAGAUCCAAGCGUGUUGGCGUGGUCUCAUGGUGCGCAAAGGGCUUGGAGCGUUUGCAGAGGUGCUGAAAAUGAUCAAGAAAGUCAAGAAAGAGAAGAAAGAGAAGAAAGGCAAAGAGAAAGACAAAGGAAAGGGGAAAGAUAAGGGAAAGGGCAAGGGCAAGAAAAAAUAA
Molecule: messenger RNA, 1890 nt
Organism: Varanus komodoensis (Komodo dragon)
Lineage: Eukaryota; Metazoa; Chordata; Lepidosauria; Squamata; Varanidae
Gene: LRRIQ4
Product: leucine rich repeats and IQ motif containing 4
Exons: 6
Coding region: 1-1890 (629 amino acids)
Molecular function (GO): protein binding
Source: RefSeq, a predicted model, not a curated record